Fusarium odoratissimum NRRL 54006 is the source of this 1240-nucleotide messenger RNA. RefSeq lists its product as uncharacterized. The record is from RefSeq and is a predicted model, not a curated record. NCBI's taxonomy places the organism in Eukaryota, Fungi, Ascomycota, Sordariomycetes, Hypocreales, Nectriaceae. The coding region runs from base 152 to 1120 and encodes 322 amino acids. The transcript is spliced from 3 exons.
GCAACAUCUGAAUCUCACUGCUUCAUCAUCUCAUUUGACAGAACGAUCCAUCAUACUUACAGAUACGAUCGGCUCCAAUAUCAACCAAUUGAACUACACUCUCAUUUUGUUUUGUCUCGGCAUUCGCUUCGAUCAGCGUCAACUGACCAAAAUGUCGUUCUUGUUGAAUAUGAUCCAUGGCAAAUUCACUACAAUACCACCGCAAGAGGAAGAUUGCACAGACAAAGUAGUCAUCAUCACUGGCGGAAACGGCGGGAUUGCUCUCGAGGCAGCGCGACACUUUACCCAACUCAGUGCUGCUAAAGUCAUCCUUGCAUGCCGCAGUCUUGAGAAAGGUGACCAUGCAAAGAAAGACAUUGAAGAGACAACUGGAAAACAAAAUGUCGUCGAGGUCUGGCACUUGGAUCUCGCGUCACACGAUAGUAUUCGCGAGUUUGCAGAUCGUGUCAAUAAGUUAGACCGACUGGACGUCUUUAUUAACAAUGCAGGCCUUCUUGUCUUUAAGCGUGAGCUUAUCGAAGGUCAUGAGUCCAUGCUGAGCAUCAAUGUCAUCUCGACGGCUCUACUUACGCUUCUUGUUCUCCCUGCUUUGAGACAGACGUCGAACAGGUUCAACAUUAUUCCACAUAUUGUGAUUGUGUCUUCUGACGCUGCAUUUGAGGGCCGCCUUCCUGUACAAGAGCCAAAUUUCAUCAAAGCUCUUGAUGAGCAGCCAAGCGUCCUUGAACACUACAGCAAGACAAAACUAGUUCAACUCAUAUUCAUGACCCAACUCGCCAAAGCUAUUGAAGCAUCUGGGAAAGGCUAUAUCAUCGUCAACGGCGUACAUCCUGGCUUCUGUAGCACACCACUCUUCGAUAACACGCCCUGGCCAUUCAAUCUUAUAUUUAAAGGUCUUCUUGCACUUUUUGGACGAACUCCGGAGGUGGGAUCCCGUGCCUUACUGGCUGGAGCGUUUGCAGAUGAGAGUUUGAACGGGAAGUUUAUGUCUAAUGGCGCUUUUCAUGAACUACCCAAGAUUAUGCAGGGAGAUGAGGGGGAGGAGAUGUGCAGAAAGGUCUGGGAGGAAUUGAUUAGUAUUUUGGAAGAGAUUGAGCCUGGCGUAACAAAUAGAGUCUAGGGUCAGAAUUAACCGCUUUGCUGGAUAGAAUUUGGGCAGCUCAAUAUGUGGUACAUGAAAUACAGAGCUCAGCCAUAAAUGUAGUGUAAUGGUCCCAUCAAUGUGCAUUCACCUUUCAAC